AUGACAGACCAGGUGCAGCUCCGAAUUGCCAUCGUCGGCGCAGGCAUUGCCGGUCUCACGGCUGCCAUUGCGCUGCAGAGAUAUGUCAACAUUGACGUGCAUGUCUAUGAGCGUGCAACGGAGCUGCGUGAGAUUGGAGCGACCAUCGCACUUGGACCAAAUGGUCUUAAGACGUUGGAGAGGCUCGGGGUCAGCGACGUACUCGAUGAUUCUAUUGCGUUCCGCAACAAGUCGGGCCGCCCCAUGAUCUAUCAGUAGGUGGCCCUCCUGAGCCAAGAAUUUGGAGGUAUGGCGCAUCAUGCUGAUUUCCCAAAGGCAUUACCAAACAAACGAAACUGUGUCUGCUGACCUUCAUGUGGGAAAGGUCGAAGACAGACACAGGACAGCCCGCUUCUAUCGCCCUCACCUCCAGCGAGCGCUACUGAACCAUAUAGAACCAGGACGUCUUCAUCUCAGCAAGUCCUUUUCCUCGGUAUCGCGCGACAGCUCUUCUCAAGGCCUCAUUGUUACAUUCACAGACGGCACCAUCAUUGCGACAGACAUUCUCCUCGGCGCAGACGGAAUCCACUCCCCUGUCCGCCAGGCAUUUGUGCCAACGUCGGCCGCAAGAUGGACAGGCUACCUCACCUUCCGCUCCGUCUUCCACGCUCGCACGUGCAACACAUCUCGGACCUGCCUGAUGAGGCAGUCACAUCUGGGGUCCUGAUCGCUC
Verticillium alfalfae VaMs.102 is the source of this 712-nucleotide messenger RNA. RefSeq lists its product as hypothetical. The coding region runs from base 1 to 258 and encodes 85 amino acids. The transcript has a single exon. The record is from RefSeq and is a predicted model, not a curated record. NCBI's taxonomy places the organism in Eukaryota, Fungi, Ascomycota, Sordariomycetes, Glomerellales, Plectosphaerellaceae. Gene Ontology annotation, molecular function: monooxygenase activity.